Messenger RNA from Ceratitis capitata (Mediterranean fruit fly), 907 nucleotides. RefSeq names its product attacin-B-like. NCBI's taxonomy places the organism in Eukaryota, Metazoa, Arthropoda, Insecta, Diptera, Tephritidae. Bases 59 to 772 code for a protein of 237 amino acids. Gene Ontology annotation, biological process: defense response to bacterium. The transcript is spliced from 2 exons. Gene Ontology annotation, cellular component: extracellular region. The record is from RefSeq and is a predicted model, not a curated record.
UCGCCAACAGACAGUUUGAGAAAGCUUCGCAAGUUAAUUUCGUUGUACAGCAACAAACAUGAAACUCUUCGUUUUCGCUAUUAUCGCCGCAUUGGCACUCAACGCCGGCGUAGAGGCACAACGUCCACACUACCAACCAUUGAUCUAUUAUCCACCACCAAGGCCACCACCACGUCCCAUAUUGGUGCGUGUAGCGCGUGAUGUGGGUAUUGGCGGUUCAUUGGCGAGUAAUCCUCGUGGUGGCGCCGAUGCGCGCUUGGAUGUGGCCAAGGCGAUUGGUGAUUCCAAACACAAUUUGAUCGGCAGCGCUUUUGCGACGGGCAACACCGACCGUGGACCAGUUACCACGGGGGGUGCGUUGGCUUACAAUAACAACGGCUUGGGUGCUGCUAUUUCGAAGACACACACACCCGGCGUACGCGACACACUCACACAGAGCGUUAGCGCUAAUCUCUUUAACAAUGGCGUACACAGUUUGGAUGCAAAUGCUUUCAAGUCUCAAAAUACUUUGGCUAAUGGUUUCAAGUUCGAUCGCAACGGCGCUGGCCUGGAUUACUCACACAUCAAUGGUCAUGGCGCUAGUUUGACAAAGAGUACCAUACCGAACUUUGGCAGUCAGGUGGAGUUGGCUGGUAAAGCUAAUCUGUGGUCUUCACCCGAUCGCAAUACCCGCCUUGAUCUGACAGGCAGCGGUUCGAAGUGGACUAGUGGUCCGUUGAGUGGUCAGCGUGAUUACUUUGGCGGCGUGGGUCUCACACACAUGUUUGGUUGAGACUUUAUAUGUGGUGUAUUGUACGGAUUUAAAGUGGUGUGGUGUUCCUGUUGUAUCUAAUUUUGUUUUGUAAGACAUUUUUAAUUCAUAAAAUUGUUUAAUUUAUUGAUUGGUUUGAAUAAAAUUAUAUUUAUG